This is a messenger RNA of Trichoplax adhaerens, 786 nucleotides long. RefSeq lists its product as uncharacterized. The record is from RefSeq and is a predicted model, not a curated record. Bases 1 to 786 code for a protein of 261 amino acids. Gene Ontology annotation, cellular component: mitochondrion. Gene Ontology annotation, biological process: fatty acid metabolic process; androgen metabolic process; estrogen metabolic process. Gene Ontology annotation, molecular function: estradiol 17-beta-dehydrogenase [NAD(P)+] activity. The transcript is spliced from 4 exons. Lineage: Eukaryota; Metazoa; Placozoa; Uniplacotomia; Trichoplacea; Trichoplacidae.
AUGUCUGUUGUUAGCGAAUUGGUUGCACUCGUUACUGGCGGUGCAUCUGGAUUAGGUCGAGCUACUGCUCAACGCUUAGUUAGAAAUGGUGCUCGAGUAAUCAUUGCAGAUUUACCCAAUAGUAAAGGGGAUGCUACUGCGAAAGAAAUUGGCGAUCGCUGUGCCUUUGCCCCAACCGAUGUGACCAAGGAACAAGACGUACUCAAUGCUAUCGAACUUGCUAAAGAAAAAUUUGGUCGUGUUCGUGCUGUUGUUAACUGUGCUGGUAUUGCUAUAGCUACUAGGACUCUUACAAAGAGAGGCCCUCAUCCUUAUGAUGACUUUGCCAAAGUCUUAUUGGUCAAUACUGCCGGAUCUUUUAAUGUUAUCCGACUAUGUGCCCAAGAAAUGAUUCAGGGUGAUGUCUCACCUGGUGCUAGUGCAAGCAAUCCUGACGAACGUGGAGUUAUUAUCAACACUGCAAGUGUUGCUGCUUAUGAUGGACAAAUCGGUCAAGCCGCAUAUUCGGCUUCAAAAGGAGCUAUAGUUGGGAUGACUCUGCCUAUUGCUAGGGAUUUAUCUCGUAACGGAAUUCGUAUUUGUACUAUUGCACCCGGUCUUUUCCUUACGCCAAUGUUGAUGGGAUUACCUGAGAAAGUCCGAGAACAAUUGGGCAAAUCGGUCCCAUAUCCUUCACGCCUUGGAGAUCCUGAUGAAUACGCUCAGUUAGCUCAGUCUAUUAUUGAAAAUCCUAUGCUUAAUGGGGAAGUCAUCCGAUUGGAUGGUGCUUUACGCAUGCAGCCAUAA